Laccaria bicolor S238N-H82 is the source of this 624-nucleotide messenger RNA. RefSeq lists its product as uncharacterized. The annotation marks the transcript as partial. The transcript is spliced from 3 exons. The record is from RefSeq and is a predicted model, not a curated record. NCBI's taxonomy places the organism in Eukaryota, Fungi, Basidiomycota, Agaricomycetes, Agaricales, Hydnangiaceae.
AUGCUUGAAGAAGCAUUCAAAUCUUCAUAUACGACUACUUGGGACGUCCGGGACUAUGCUGCGGACUUGUCACCGAGACAGAGUGGAAGCAAUGAGGAGUUGGAGAAGAAACUCUUGGCACGAUUCCCACCGAUCUACGAAACAGCCGGGUCCGAUAUCCCCUACCUCGAUCAACCGUGCCAUAUAACCGACCGGCAGGGUCACAUUUUACUUUGGUACUUUCCUGAAAUGUUCUCAGAACAGCUUCGGACAUUUAUUUGGGAUCACACAGGUUCUUUGAGCCCCAAAAAGAGAAGUAAUGGGACUUGGCGGGAUCACCACCCCGAGAAUGAAGGGGUCACUGGGAUUGUAAAUUUAUCACCCAGCUGGUUUUCUCAAGGACAUGAAGGUCCCGAGGAUCCACUGCGUGCGUCAGCCGAUAUUCAGGAACCUGCCAAUUCAACCUACCUCCAGAAUGUCCUAUUGGCCAAUGCAAUUGUUGGCACAAUCUAUGCCGUCAUACAACCCGAUCUUUUUGAGUCCGGUUUAGCCACCUUUGAGAAGCUUGCCAAUCAUGCCGAGGCAUUGGACGAUCCUAUCAAUAUUGCUCUUCGCGUUUGGGCCACUCCCUUCACCGGUCUUUCA